Ustilaginoidea virens is the source of this 912-nucleotide messenger RNA. RefSeq lists its product as uncharacterized. NCBI's taxonomy places the organism in Eukaryota, Fungi, Ascomycota, Sordariomycetes, Hypocreales, Clavicipitaceae. The coding region runs from base 1 to 912 and encodes 303 amino acids. The transcript has 3 exons. Gene Ontology annotation, molecular function: hydrolase activity. The record is from RefSeq and is a predicted model, not a curated record.
AUGAAGCACAUACUUCUUCCAGUUGCGCUUCUCGCUGCCCGCGCCACCGUCCCCGCGCCUGAACCCGGUGACAGCGCGCAGGGUUGCGCCAAAGGCCUUUACCUCAUUUCCGCCAGAGGAACCGGCGAGGCGGCCGGGAUUGGUGCUGCUGGCACCAUUAUCGGCCGCCAGAUCAAGGAGCAGAUCAAGGACAGCAAGGUUGUCGCCCUGGAUUAUCCGGCCUCCUUCUCCGAUCCGGCCUACGCUCUCUCUGUGGCCAACGGCACCAGGAGCCUCGCCGAUCUCAUCACAGAACAUGUCAAGUCUUGCCCAGACGACAAGAUUGCGCUCAUGGGUUAUUCCCAAGGAGCCCAGUUAACGCUGGAUACCCUGUGUGGCUCGGACGAAAAGGGAUUUGCAAAGACUGAGCCGAUCUCUCCGGCGGAUAUCGACAACCAUGUUGUUGCCGUUGUGCUUUUUGGCGACCCCACCCACAUUGCCAAUAUCACCUACGACAGAGGAACGAGCACGAGAAACGGUAUCUUCCCCCGCAGCAAUUCCGACAGCUGCCUCCGAUACUCCAAAAUAAUAGCCUCGUGGUGUGACACGGGCGACGUUUAUUGCGACAGCGGAAACGACACUGCCACGCAUGGUCAGUACCUGCCUCGAUACGGCACCGAGAUUGCCAAGUUCCUCGUCGAGAAGUACCAGGAUUCCAAUACCGGGGCAAGUCUCAAUGCCAGCGCGUCGCAGCCUGCCACAGCUGCGGCGACCAGCUCGAGCAGCAGCCCUUCCGGCACAGCUGUUGGAACAAGCAGCCCUGCUGCCACAACGACGCGCGCAGUCAGUGUCGCCAACGUCCUGAACAUUGCGAGCAGCGGCCUCUUUGUUGCGUUGCCCGCUGCUCUUGCUGCCGUGUUUCAUAUGAUGUAA